This is a messenger RNA of Haplochromis burtoni (Burton's mouthbrooder), 5209 nucleotides long. RefSeq names its product connector enhancer of kinase suppressor of ras 2. Bases 500 to 3358 code for a protein of 952 amino acids. NCBI's taxonomy places the organism in Eukaryota, Metazoa, Chordata, Actinopteri, Cichliformes, Cichlidae. The record is from RefSeq and is a predicted model, not a curated record. The transcript is spliced from 22 exons. Gene Ontology annotation, molecular function: protein binding. Gene Ontology annotation, biological process: regulation of signal transduction. Gene Ontology annotation, cellular component: cytoplasm; membrane.
CACUCCGCGCGGUGAAAGCUAUGACUCCAUGUCUGUGUAUGAGGGAGGAUGCUCAGAGCGAACCCAUCCUUCCCAGACGCCAGUGUGAAGUAACAGUCUGCGCGUUGUUCUCCGCUCUGGAUGGUACUGGGAUGCAUUUUGGAAGAGGGGUCGGGCAGCAGCGACCCACCAGCAUCCGAGCCUGACAUGAAUCACAAGUAAAAGAGCUCUUUCAAGCAAGUGAAGAGCACAUGAAUGUGCACAAGUCCGCCGAGCUGCACUCGGGCUUCUCACAGCGACAUUUUGGACCUUUUGGACCUACCUCGAUUUGUUUGUAAAUACUCAAACCAAUCACAGAAGACUUUAGAUGGUCACUGAAUCAAGCCUAUUUUAAUAUCUUUUCUAAUCUUCUUUCUAUUUGUUUUUUUUUUAACGUUUUGGGUGGGGAGUUUGGUUUGUGGGGAGUGUGUGUGCGUGGGAUUUUUUUUUCUUUUGUCAAGCGCGAAGACAAACUUCUACCAUGGCACUGGUUAUGGAGCCCGUGAGCAAGUGGAGCUCUAGUCAGGUGGUUGACUGGAUGAAAGGGCUGGAUGACUGCCUGCAGCAGUACAUCAAGACCUUUGAGAAGGAGAAAGUAGGGGGGGAGCAGCUGCUGCGUAUCACCCACCAGGAGCUGGAAGAUUUGGGAGUAUCCAGAAUUGGGCACCAGGAGCUGAUACUGGAGGCUGUGGACUUACUCUGUGCUCUGAAUUAUGGGCUGGAGACUGAGAAUCUCAAAACGCUUUCUCAUAAGCUUAACGCAUCUGCCAAGAACCUGCAGAAUUUCAUCACAGGCAGGCGGCGCAGUGGCCAUUAUGACGGCCGAGCCACCCGCAAGCUGCCCAACGACUUUCUAACUUCAGUGGUGGACCUCAUUGCUGCUGCCAAAAGCCUUUUGGCGUGGCUUGACAGGUGCUCUUUCUUUUUCAGAUCUCCAUUUGCAGCAGUGGCAGAUUACUCUGUGACCAGAAACAAUGUUAUCCAGCUAUGUCUUGAGCUCACUACAAUUGUACAACAGGACUGCUCUGUGUAUGAAACAGAAAACAAGAUCCUGAAUGUGUGUAAAACACUGUCUGAAGUGUGCGACCAAAUUAUCUCGCUCUCCUCGGAUCCCAUGGUAUCCCAGUCUGCACAUUUGGAGGUUGUGCAGCUCGCCAACAUAAAAUCCACUGAAGGCUUGGGCAUGUAUAUCAAAUCAACAUAUGAUGGUUUGCAUGUGAUCACCGGCACCACAGAGGGAUCACUGGCUGACCGCUGCAAGAAAAUCCAUGCUGGAGAUGAAGUCAUUCAGGUCAAUCAUCAGACAGUGGUGGGCUGGCAGCUGAAAAAUCUGGUGAACUUGUUGCGUGGAGAUCCUGCAGGUGUCACCCUGACGCUGAAGAAACGCCCCCAGAGCACGCUCACGUCAACCCCUGCUCUGCUGAAAAACAUGAGAUGGAAACCAUUAGCUCUGCAGCCAAUCUUCCCUCAGAGCCCCAGCAGCAGUGUCGCUACGCCGACCAGCACUUUAAGCACUCCGUCCAGGAGGAGUAGCUGCGCCCUGCAGGACCUCUACAUUCCCCCUCCUCCAGCAGAGCCCUACACCCCCAGAGAUGACAAGGGAAGUCUGCCGGAUGAUGAUCCUCAAUCAGAUGUCCAUGUCGCAGAGGGAUCUGAGUCACCAAACUCCUACUUGGAUCAGGAGUGUCGAAGGCGAUUUCCUCUGGUGGAGGAGGAUACUAUACUGUACUGUUACGAGUACGACCAGAACCAAGAGGGUGCAUCAGUCCGCAGGGGGAGCACGCCCACCUACGGGAGGCUAAGGCCCAUAUCAAUGCCAGUGGAAUACAACUGGGUGGGAGACAACGAAGACCUGGCCAAGCUGAAGAGAGAGAGCAGGAGAGAGAAUUCUCUGAUGCAUUUUGAGAGCGAAGACAAGACCUCACACGAAGACUUCCUCCUGGGUCGCAGCCUGAGUCAGAACAGGAGGAAGACCGAGCGAGGAGCCAGCCCGACCCAUUACACGCUCGUCCCUGCCCUCCAGAUGGAAGUCUCCCGGUCCACGUCUAGCUCUGACUCUGCAUCCUUGUAUCACGUUUUUGAACGAUCCUCAUUGCUUUCAAGAUCAAAGAAAAAGGGUAAAGCUGGAAGUCCUCUCACUUCAAUCAGCAAACGGCGGAUUUCCUGCAGGGACUUGGGUCAGGGCGACUGUCAGGGCUGGCUGUGGAAAAAGAAAGACGCUAAAACCUAUUUUUCGCAGAAGUGGAAGAAGUACUGGUUCAUCCUGAAAGACACGUGUCUGUACUGGUACAUGAAUGAGGAGGAUGAGAAGGCGGAGGGCUUCGUCAGCCUACCAGAGUUUAAGAUAGAUCGUGCCACUGAAUGCAGAAGGAAGUUUGCUUUCAAGGCUUGCCAUCCGAAGAUAAAGACCUUCUACUUUGCUGCGGAAAAUGUAGACGACAUGUCCCGGUGGCUUAGUCGUCUCAGUAUGGCAGUGGCAGGCUACUCUGAGCAGCAGGAGAAAAUGCGCCAAGACCAAGAUUACUGGAGUGAGAGUGAUCAUGAGGACAUGGAAAUGCCCUCAAUGUCCAAACAGGACAGUCCACCACCACCUUAUGACACCUAUCCCAGAGCAUCCUCAGUGAGUCCUUACCUUGAACCGAAACGCGGGCAUCUCUCCUCCUCCGACACCUUUCAGUCUCGUUCUUCUCACGAGGAGUUCCGCUCGGAGCCUCAGGAAGGCAGCAGCAACAAUGGCAUCUCCCCCGGGCCAAAGACGAGCAGCCAUCGAAACUCGUGGCACGACCAGAUGGAAAGCAACACACGGAUGCACUACCUCCAGACAUUUCCCAUGGAGGAAUCCUUGUUAUCCCAGGACAGGGACCAGUUGGCGAUGGAGUACCGCAGGCAGGCCACUCUGCCUGCACAGCGCAGUCUGCUGCAGGAACAGUACAGAGCCCUGCCCUUGCCCCUCAGGGCCAGUAUUGAUUCAGAGGUAGGAGGGAAACCUCGCAGCUUCACACUUCCCAGGGACAGCGGCCUCCAUGCUAUCCUGGCUGCCACUGCUGCUUCUGAUCAGGGGGAACCGCAGCACUAUCCACUGGACCGGUCCAGGGAUGCAGGCCAUGGACGUGACUGCAGGAUGCAGACGGACUCUCUGGUGGAUUUGUACCGUGCCCUGGAGCAGACAAACCUGUCUGAUCACAGACCAGCCAACCGCCUGGAAUACAAGCGCUCGUUUGUCCGCCGAGUUAACGACCCCCUGCUGAAUGACAAACUUCACCGCUUACGAAUUCUCCACAGUUCACUCAAUAACGUCCCCCUUCAAGACACAAAUCGAUCGUUGGGUUUUUUAGGGUAGCCUGUUGAGAAUCGGUGUGGCGGUGACAACUAAGCUAUAACACCUCUGUCUGCACUUCACACAGCUGGUGUCCCAGUGACAGAAAUGAAAGGCACCAAAAACCAUUGUUUACCUUCUUGGUUCUCCAUCUCCUCUCCUUUACAACACCUUCAACUGCAGUCCACUUGCAGGAGCACAAAGACUCGCUAUCCCUAUUUGCCUCAUCGCUUUCUUUUUAGGAUGAGGGCUUUAACAAAAGGCAAAAAAAGAUGCCUGGCUUGAUGAAAUAAGUUAUAGGCCCCCAGGGUUUAUGGCAAAUAAGCACUUUGAUUCCAUGUCAGAAAUUUGUCAGAGAGGUUUUUAAAUCAUUGCUCAAGUGCAUGGCCACGUCCCUUUGCUUCUGUUGAGUUGUUUGAACAUUAUGCUGGAGUUGUGUGCAGCUGCUCAUUGUGCACAACAUUUGGUUAUGCAUGUGUGUUUGAUUCAUGGGUAUGUUUGUUGUACGAGUGUACAGGAUGCUAUAUAUAUAUAUAUAUAUAUAUAUACACAGAUAUUAUGAUAUUACAUUACAGCAAAAGUGACUACACGGUGUUUUGGGUUACUUAUACAAAUUGUAAAUCAAGUGCUGUGCCUCAGUGAUAGUGAAUGUACAUUGUACUUUUCCAAGAGAGGUCAGAGAAGACACAGAACGCAAGCUAUCCCUCAAACCAGAGGCACAAAAAUAAAAGGCUUGGCAAUAAUGAACUCGUAUUGUAAAUUACAGAUGAACGAUCAGAAUAGUCGUCUAUUUUUGUAUGCAUGCUGUCUACCUGAUUGUUUGUAAGACAUUUUCUCCACCCCUCGGCUCACCCGCAGUCCCUUACUCACCCCCACACACACUCAUGCACACAAGCGGCACAGUGUAUUUUUAAUUCUUAUACAAACGGCCCCAGAAAAUUGAAUCAUUUUCUUUCUGAUUGUGCGCCGUAAAAAGCAGAAUAACCGUAUUUAUUAAGUGUUUAAUGUGCAAGCAUGCUUUGUAAGACUAAAACAUUGUACCCAGCCAUGUGACUCACAUAUCACACCUGUGCCAUAUUGUAGCUGCAUAUUUUUUUUUUAAAUAAAGUACAUACAUGAGAACCUCUGCUGAGUGUUUUUCUUUCUUUUUCUACUUCCCUCAGUAAUGAUGAGGCUGCUCAAUUUACAUGAAACUUCAGGUUUUCUCAUAAUAUAUAAUUAAUGGAACACGUGGGAAUAGUGCUCUGUUUAGUGCAGGUAUAACUGUUUAUUUAGGUAUGCUACUACUGGUCUAAAGAGGAGAAAAAGCCUUUGUAGAAGCAGCACUGCUCGGCACUGUACGUGUGCCCAUUGUGAAUCUCUGCAUGACAGUUGGUAGGAAAAUCCAGUGUCAUUACACAUAACUUUGUUGACAAAAAAUCAGUCAACCUCCACAAGGCACAGAAAAAAGACAGCCUUUAAUUUUCUGCCACGUCCUUCUGCAGAUGCCAGGUACUCCAUCCCACUGUGUUUGUGUAGCCAAGGUAUUGCACUAUGGCCAUAUGGAGAUAUUCAAAUGGGACUUGUGAUUGAAUUGUAGUUGAAGCUAACAGAGAGUGGAAGAGAAUACCCCAAAUUGAAUUGCCAGGUUUCACACUGCCUCAUAGGUGUAAAUAGUAAUGACUUUUUUGUUGUUGCUAUGAUGUAUAUUGCAUUUAUUCUGCAUGAAUUAGAGUAAUGUUGCAAGUACAAAUUUUGCUGCUACCGACUGGAAAUUAAGGAGCGGUCCCACAAAUAUUACCCCACGAUUAUACUUAGUAAUAUUCUUGUUACUGUGUCAAAACACACAUGAUUAAAUGCAUUUUUCUUAUAUCAUCUUCCAUAUUAAAAUGUUUG